Anarrhichthys ocellatus (wolf-eel) is the source of this 2865-nucleotide messenger RNA. It is a transcript of the gene vps37ba, whose product is annotated as VPS37B subunit of ESCRT-I a. Gene Ontology annotation, cellular component: ESCRT I complex. Gene Ontology annotation, biological process: ubiquitin-dependent protein catabolic process via the multivesicular body sorting pathway; protein targeting to vacuole; protein targeting to membrane. The record is from RefSeq and is a predicted model, not a curated record. Bases 121 to 987 code for a protein of 288 amino acids. The transcript has 4 exons. NCBI's taxonomy places the organism in Eukaryota, Metazoa, Chordata, Actinopteri, Perciformes, Anarhichadidae.
GCACGUGAAGGCAGCACUGGGCCUGACUCUACUUCCUGUAAGAGAAGCUCAGUCAGCUGUCACAAUCUGAGCAGCGAGAAGAGGAUCUCAGGCGGAGAGAAGCACACAACCAGAGCUACAAUGUCGAGUUUUAACAACAAGUUCAGCGCCUACUCGAUGACUCAACUCAACGAAAUUCUAGAGGACGACGAAAAACUCACACAAAUGGUCCAGGAGAUGGACGAGAUGCAGGAAGUCCAGCAGAGCAAGGAGACGACGCUGGUCAGCAACCGGACCCUGGCGGAGCAAAACCUGGCCCUGCAGCCCAGACUGGAUCACAAGAAGGAGGAGCUCACCAAGCGCUACAUCUGUCUCCAGGACAGCUUCGAGUCCUACCAGCUCCGCAAAUCCACCCUAGACCACAAGUCAGGAAGCUCCUCCCUGGACGUCUUGCUGGCCCUGCUGCAGGCCGAGGGAGCCAAAAUAGAGGAGGAGACGGAGAACAUGGCUGACUCCUUCCUGGAUGGCGACAUGACCCUGGAUUCCUUCAUCGACAGCUACCAGAGCAACAGAAAGCUGGCCCACUUGAGACGGGUGAAGAUCGAGAAGCUGCAGGAGAUGGUGCUAAACGGUCACCGGCUCCCCCAGGCGUACGUCCCCAACUCCCGAUCUCAGGAUGUGUCGGCAGCGGCAAAACCCUCCUCCACCUCGUCCCUCCUCAGCGAGGCCGGCAGCGGCUCCUCCCCCGUCGCCCAGCCCAGGAGGAAACCCCCACUCCCGCCAUCCCAGCCGGCCCCGGUUCUAAAUCCGGCUGCGACAGCCGCCCCCCAGCCUCCCUCAGCCUUCUACUCGGCAUCGCCGUACCCGCCGAUUCCUCCCAGGACGGGCCAACCCUUCCCCAACGUCCCUUCCGGCUACCCAAACCACUUCCUCUCUCAGUACCCACCGGCUGUGCCUCAGCGGCCCCCGCCCCGUAUGGCCCCGCAGCCUGGCUUCAUCAUGCAGUAGAUGGAUAAAGGCAGUUGCCGCUCCAAGAGGAGUGCGUGUCGCAGACUUUACACUACUGGAACUCCUCUGAGAACGAUUUAUUUUUCCUACGACGUCUGCCUUUCUUGGAAUACGACCAAUCACAACGCAAGAGGGCAGACCCGCGCUGGCCGGUCUGGUCAUGUUCAGCUGAAUCUCCGAUGAUCUCUGUGGAUCCGCUCUCACCUCUCGCUCCCGUUAACGCUCCCAACAAACAAAACAAAAAGAAGACGAGAUCGGUCCUCGCUUUAGCUGGGCCCGACGCAGGCUGUCUCUGAGCUGGGACUCUCUCUGUCUCCUGCCGGUGCCCACCCGUCUCUCGCCUCCCUUCAAAAUUGGUUCCUCAAGCUUUUAUGGAACUGUAAAGUCAUAAAAAAAAGGGUUUGAUAAGUCAUUUCCACCCGCAGGCAUACUAACUUACUGGUAAUGUAUAUGCAAGCUAAGAGAGACCCUAAUUACUGUGCAGUAAUUCACAAAGGUACAUGGAGGUAUUUGAGUGUCGGCGUCUGUUUUACGAUACAUAGUGCUAAUAGAGUUAUUUUAAUGAUAGACUGAUUAACUCGUGUGUGUAAAAAGAAGGGCUGUGGUUGGCGCGUCACUUUCCCAAUAUGCGGACGCGUCAUCAAGAGAGAGUCCAGACCUGCUCGGUCCCAAGAUGGCUGACUGUCGCGCUCGGGCCGUCUCGGUGGAAGAAAAAAGGGAGUUGAAGGAGAGGAUUAGUGGCUGAACUUUUGUAACGAAUGACGAGGCCCCGUUGCCUGAAAUGAAGGAUUUAUUUUUCUUGUAUAGCCAUACAGUACACUUCUGACAUGUGUUGUUCCUCUGUGGGUUCCCGUCGUAAUGAAACACUCCCUUUUGGUUUUUAAUAAUGGCCUUUGUCUUUAAUCCUCCUCGAUCGGAGACCAGGAGACUACGGCAACCGCUCUUUUGAGUUUCACACUUGAGCACCAAAGACUUCCACUCCGUGUUCAACCAUUCUUUCUUUCUUUCUUUCUUUUUAUGCAAGUAAACCGUGAAACCGUUCCCCAACAUAUCCAUUUGUGAAGUCGAGCUCAAACACUCCUUUUGUAAAUAUGCAAGGAAGAUUUUACUUCCGGAGGGACUCAAAAGGUCAACCAGGUUUUGGAGGAACCAUUUUAUUUAUUUCUCUCCUCCCAACCGCUGUCGCUGUGCACUGUUUAAGAGCCACGAGUGCCUACACUUGAAGUGACGUUGAUGGCGUCCUGCUGACUAACCUGGGCCUGUUUCUCUAUGCUCAGCUGUUGAGGUUAGCCCCCCCCUCCCAGCCAGCAGAGCAGUUGGUCCUCUCCUCCUCCUGCUGCCGAUUUCAUGUUCACCCAGAUGGUAGGAAGAGGCGGCUUCUGACUGUCGGGCAUUGCUUCCCCAACGAGAAGCAGAAACACCGAGACAGAGCGACACACUGACACACAGUCGCUUCUAUUGUUUUGUUUUUUUCUUAAUUGGUGAAUUAACAGGGCUCUGAAAUGUUUCGUGUCACAUCUCGGUGACGACGAGAAGUAGACCGCAGGACGAACGAAGCACACAGAAGUACAGAAAUGGCUGAAGCUAAAACAUCAAAAUCGCGACGAACCAGCAUUUCUAAAAGAAACUAACAAUGUAUAAUUAGUUUGUGCAUGGCCUUGAUCUUAGUCCAGUCUGAUGACUCUUCUAACACCUUGUUUGUUGGUGUAGCUGUUGAGCUGCUCUUUACGUUCAAACUGAGCCUCUAUCCAUGGUUUUAUAUGUGGUUGGUGAUAUUUUCAGUGUAAUGUUGUAGGUAUUUACUUAUCAUGAAUGUUUCAGUGGAAUUUAAUGCUAUUUUCAAGUUCAAUAAAUCUCAGAUUUUUGUAUCUGCUUUUA